Molecule: messenger RNA, 450 nt
Organism: Closterium sp. Naga37s-1
Lineage: Eukaryota; Viridiplantae; Streptophyta; Zygnematophyceae; Desmidiales; Closteriaceae
Source: the annotation of a GenBank genome assembly
AUGAACGUCUCCAAUCGCACGCUAGAGUCGCUGGUAGCCUUGGGGGCGAAGAUCGAGCCCAUUCUGGAGCCCGUGCCUUAUCCGUUCGCCGUCACGGCGGACCGACUUGCCAUCAACAAGCCGUGCAGGUACUCGAAGCUGCUGAUGUGGAACAUGGUGCGCUACCGCAAGCUCAUCUACCUGGACUCGGACCUGCUCGUGCUGCACAGCAUCGACGACCUCUUCCACCGCCCGCAGCUGUCCGCGGCGCCCGACACGCUGCCGCCCGACAAGUUCAACAGCGGGCUGAUGGUGGUGGAGCCCAACCGCGCCAUGUUCAAAGACAUGCUCUCCAAGAUCGCCACUCUCGUCUCACCCAACGUGGGCGACCAGGGCUUCCUGAACAGCUACUUCUCGUCGUGGUACCAGCAGGGCCCCGUGCACCACAUCGACUAUACCCCUGGAACAUGA